AAGAGCAGUGUGGAGCAAGACGCUCGACUCCAGCUCUAAAGCCUCGGCCUCCUCUGCCAUACCCAAAAGAAAACCAACACAUGGGUCCGUCCAUGGCCAUGGCCAUCAUCAAGGCCACCGCACCGCGGCGUGUGCUCCCCCUCUUCUUCCCCACGGAUCCGCCAAUCAAAUGCCCGCGCCUUUACACAAAGCUGCACCGGGCCAAAGCACCCUGCGAGAGAGCUUUGCCUGUUUUGGAUUUACCCCAACUGCUCAGCUCAGUCCACGGCCGCUGACGCAGUCUCGCUAUAAGGGGACGGCCACAGCUCAGCUCACGCGCCGUCCUGCCAUCACUGUGGAUCAGCCGGUGAGCGAGUGACGACCUUGUCAGGGUGACGCGGCGUGCCACGCUGCAAGAGAUGGGCCUCGCCGGCGGCAUUGUCCGGAGGGUCCUCUCCAAGAGCCCCUGCAGCUCGGGCGGCGGCGCCGGCAACAGCGAACGGAGCCCUGGCGACCGCAAGAGGUGGCGGAGCUCUCUCCGGCUGUACCUGUGCGGCGACGAGGCCGGCGCGGCGGCCGUCGACCAGGAGGAGGAGGAGGACGACGACGAUGACGGGACGGUUGCCUCCGCCGGAAGCUUCGAGACUUGCCCGGUGACUCGAGUUCCGGUGGCAGAUCAGGUCGGUGGUGCCGACAGCAGCAAUCCUGAAGAGCCUCGGCAUCGGAUUGGUGGAGACGCCGUGGAGGACGGCGUGUCGACGAGGCCGGUCGGCGAGGAGGAGGCGGCGAGGCUGAUCCAGUCUGCGUUCAGGAGAUUCAUGGCAAGGAGGCGACUGCUGCAGGAGGUGCUGAGAAGGAGCUCGGGGCAGGAGGGAUGCUACGCUGAAGAGGAGCCCGCGACCCCCGUCUCGGCGUCCAUGGCGGCGUCGGUGGAGGUCCAGGUAGGGGAGUCCCUGAGCAACCUCCGGCUGAGCGACGACGGCGGCGCGUCGCCGACGCCGUCGGCGCAGCACCGGGCCAGCCAGAAGACGCGGCCACCGCAGGUCUUCAGAGCCAAGGAGGAGUGGGACGACAGCACGCUGAGCUCGAACGUGCUGCGGAUGAGGAUCCAGAGCAGGAUGGAGGCCACCACGCGGCGGGAGCGAGCCCUCGCAUACGCCUUCUCGCAGCAGCUGAGGAGCGGCGGCGGCACGAAGAAGCGGUCGUCGCGGUCGGACCAGGGGGACUUCAACGUGGGGUGGAGCUGGCUGGAGCGCUGGAUGGCGACGCGGCAGGCCGAGCCAGGCGCCGACGACUCUGCGAGCAAGAACGCGACGGAUGCUGGGUCGGCGGUGGCCGGGCGGCGGGUGGUGGUGCCGGUGAGGAGACGGCAGGACGUCGCCGCCGUCGAGGAGAAGGAGAGCUGCGGGUCCAACAGCGUGUCCGCCGCCGUCAGCUUCGACGGCUCCAGCGCCGGGGGGCGGAGUGGCAGCCUGAGCUGCUACAGGCCCGGCAAGAACAACCGGCCCAGGGGUGCCCGGAACCUGCCGCGCCGGAAGGUGGCGGCGGCCGCGUCAGACCACGGUCUCCAAGCGAGAUCACACAAGGUGAGCAAGAAGGCGCGGCAGAGAGAGCAGAAGCAGCUGCAGAAGGAUCAUCAAGCCGAGGCCAAUGUGUACGAUCCCCGCCAACCUCCAACGGACUACUGAAACCGAGACGCUCGACCAACGAUGUACAUAGCUUCUCCAAAUCCAGAUUGCUGUGUGCGCUUGUGUUUCCAUGAUUUUUCUUUUCUUUCCAGUUGCCUGGUGUUAAAAAUUUCGAUGAUUGCUAGUAAAAUGUAAAAGUUACUAUGUAGCUGCGAAAUAAAGUAUGCAGAUCAGAAAGCAAGGAGAUAUAUUGCACAA
Lolium perenne is the source of this 1865-nucleotide messenger RNA. Its product is annotated as protein IQ-DOMAIN 33. Lineage: Eukaryota; Viridiplantae; Streptophyta; Magnoliopsida; Poales; Poaceae. The record is from RefSeq and is a predicted model, not a curated record.